CACGAAUAUGCGUGUACGUUUAUGGUCCCAUCUUGUCAACGAGCAAACUACUUAAUGCCUGGACUUGGCCAUACAGCCGCUUUGCUACCAGCUUGGCAUGGAUAAUAAUUACCAGAAAACAAAAGCCUACGCAGUAUGUACGCAAGGACACCCGGCGAAACAGGGCGAAGGAGCAGUAGCGUAUAGUGAAUAGCAUAGAUUGGAGGUCGGGCAAAAGCGACAAAGCGGAUGGAGGGCAGCGUUGAAGUCAGUGUCAAGCAACGAACCCUACCGGACUAUUCCAAGAGGAUUGCGGAACGUUCACCAUCAUCCAGAGUUCGUGAGGGUCCGGACCUUACUAGCAUUCUCGCAGAUGCGUCCUCGGUCGACGAGUCUCCUCGGCCGUCAUAUCAGACCCUUUUCCCUCCUGACGCCUCCUCAUCGCCUGGCGGCAUCCCUCACAACGCCUCCAUGUCCACCACCACAGCCUUCCAAACCUCAGACCCACCGCCCUCAUCACCACUUAGCCCCGCCCAUCUGCCGUCAACAACAGCACAACAAGCAGCCAGUCCCCCAGGAUUCCUGGGCGAACCGCCCUCGUCGCCAUCUCCAACAACCUCCAUGGCUCACCCAUUCCCACCACCCGCCAACCCACUAAUCCUAUCUACCACAUCGCCGCCACUGUCCCCAGCGCCACCCCAACCGCAACCAUACGACUCCCCUCAGCGGCAGGUACGGCAGCAGGGGCCGCCGCAGCAGCUGCAGCAGCAGGGGCAGCAGCUCUGGCGUAUGCUCUCCCACCAGGGCUCCCGACAGCAGCGCCAACCACCACCACAACAGCAACAACAACUGCCGCCGCAUCAGCCUGCUCCCGCCACCACCAACAACAGCAGCGCCAGCACAACCUCCCCCUGCGCACCCGCACCCUCACCCUCCCAAUCCAACCUCCCCUCCUCCCACCGCCACCGCCGCCACCAUCGUCACCGACACCGACCAACACAGCAAACCCCCGCACCCGCACCCGCACCACCGCCCUGCACUCCACUGCCCUCCCCGCCUCGCGCCGCCACUGCUACCGCUGCCACUGCUGCGGGUCGUGCGGCGGGGGUGGCGGCCCGCUGGCCGGGUGCUCGCCUGCUGCGGGGGGGCGAUGGGGC
Messenger RNA from Astrephomene gubernaculifera, 1136 nucleotides. NCBI's taxonomy places the organism in Eukaryota, Viridiplantae, Chlorophyta, Chlorophyceae, Chlamydomonadales, Astrephomenaceae. The record is from the annotation of a GenBank genome assembly.